Scaptodrosophila lebanonensis is the source of this 883-nucleotide messenger RNA. It is a transcript of the gene Not11, whose product is annotated as CCR4-NOT transcription complex subunit 11. Lineage: Eukaryota; Metazoa; Arthropoda; Insecta; Diptera; Drosophilidae. Gene Ontology annotation, cellular component: CCR4-NOT complex. Bases 127 to 828 code for a protein of 233 amino acids. The transcript is spliced from 4 exons. Gene Ontology annotation, biological process: mRNA catabolic process; negative regulation of translation. The record is from RefSeq and is a predicted model, not a curated record.
GCUGUAAACGUGCGGGGAGAAUAAUUAGAUAAAACGUUACUUUUAUAUAAAAACCUGUAUAAUACAUUUUUGGUAUUUAUAUGUAGUGUGCUUGCCGUCAAACUUGUAUUAAGGUUAUAAACCAAAAUGUUUUUGUCAAUUGCACCGCCUUUAAUGAAUUUUGAGGAUGAGCUUUUGUGGUUUGAUGUAUCUUUAUCGAACAGUGCAAAGAUCCUUUUUGACGACAAGUCAAAUUAUGUUACUCCUAAUACAAAACACUUAAUUGAACAAGCCUUUAUUCAGCCACUUAGCCCUCAAGAUCAACAGAUUCUACGUGAGUAUUUGCCUAGGGAGAAUCAAAAUAUUGCACAUCAAUACGGAUUGACACCAACAAAAUUGCCUCAAUUAGUGGAGAACAAUCCUCUUAUUUCGAUUGAAAUUCUACUCAAGCUGAUGCAAACUACAGACAUAACGGAGUAUUUUCACAUAUUGGUAAACAUGGACAUAACAUUACAUUCGAUGGAAGUAGUAAACCGAUUAACGACAUCAGGUCCACUACCGACUGAAUUUCUACAUUUAUAUAUUAGUAAAUGUAUUACUACCUGCGAAACUGUUAAAGAUAAAUAUAUGCAAUCGCGAUUAGUGCGCUUAGUAUGUGUGUUUCUACAGUCCCUAAUAAGAAACAAAAUCGUUAAUGUUAAGGAUUUGUUUAUCGAAAUCGAGGCAUUUUGUGUGGGAUUUAGUAAAAUUAAGGAGGCCGCUGCUUUGUACCGGCUUAUAAAACAUUUGGAGACAGGCGAGACCGCACAGAACCCAAAUCAUUUAAUAAAUAAGUUCGACAAAAACUAGAGUAAUUUCUUAUUUAUAAGAAAUAAACGUAGCUUUGUGGCAAUUAUUUUUAAUA